AUGGCCAACACCAGGCGUUCUUCACGGCAGCUUCUGACCAAGUCCCUAGAGACUGAUGGAACGAGGGGUGUUACAAUUGAUCCUCAGCCAAAUCCAGGUGAUACUUCUGAUAAAUGACCAGGGACAACGUCCACUCUACGUGUUCUCAUCUUUUAUACGCUUUUUUUUUAGGCAGGAUGUCCAAAAGGACUCUGCUCAUUUGAAAUGCGCAAGAAAUUUGUCUGAAUAAUGUUGUUUUAAACUCUCGCCAUACUACCUCCAGUGUCAGAAACUCCCGUGGAGGAUUCGGAGCCCGAGGUUAGAACGUACGCGAGGAAUAAGAGGAAUAGAGCGGGACGAUUUUCGGACGCGGAUAACCUACCGGAGCAACUCAGUAGGCAGGUAAUGCCUCUCUUUUGCACGGGUCUCGACGUUCUAUCCUCGGUCCUUUUAGGGGGGUAUAAUGCACGAGUAUUUGAAGUAGGUUUACCUUUUCUUGCUUCAAUUAUCCCGUUGUUCCAGCUUAAUCAGAAGCCAGCGAUUUUGCCUGACAUUGAGGAGUUUGAAUACAAAACGAAGGCGAAUAAAGUUCCUAGUAAGAGUACUAACCCUGGUGCGCUUUUCUGUGAGCUGUGAUGUCAACUUCGAAUCAUAGAUCAGCGGAAACGCAUUGAAUUGUAAAUUUUCUUCAUUUCAUCUUUGAUCGCAGCAUUCUCAUUUGAUUCUUCACCUGAGGUAGUCACAUUAGUAUCAUGAGGUUUUAUGGAAACAGAAUGCACAAGAGUUAUUAAUGAUUCGACUUUUUUGAUGAUCUGAACUCUACAGCACUUCCAUUUUCAGAUAAUACUGAGUUUUAUAUAAUUCAAAAUAUCGAUUUUUUCUGUUGAAGAUUCAUUCAUUUGGUCUAGAGAUUUGAUGGAGUGAUCAGAAGCCUGUAUCUAACAACAAUUCACUCAUUUCUUGCAUCUCUCAUUUGAAGAGGUAAUUUGCCUAUUCCUCUUUUCAGGACAGAAACAAACCAUUCAGACCCACAUGUCACGUGAGAAAGAGGUUCUUUCACCUGUGUCGGCAGGUAACUGGAUACGUCAAAAUCAUAAAAAAGAUUGAUAUCUGCCAUGUUUCAAUGUUAUAAGUCUUACAUUGGUAUUAUUUUUCGAUGUAUAAAAUGUCUGGACAUGGUCUUUUUCUUUUUAGGAGUUGCAUAAUACAUGAACUGAUGUUUAGUAUUUUUCUCUUUUUAAAGAUCUGUCUAUUUGAUAUGAUACAGUGGACCCACCUGCCAACUGGAAAGAAGUCCUAGAAGGGAUUCGAAAAAUGAGAUCGUCAGAAGAUGCUCCAGUGGACUCGAUGGGAUGUGAGAAAGCAGGGAGUUUUUUACCUCCAAAGGUAAUCAAGCAUUCUCCGCUUCAUUGAAACGCUUUGGGUUCUAACUUCUCCAUUGAACCGCUUCAUUCAAGCCUGUGAGAGUCUAGAACAUUUGGUCAUAAACUUUCGAACCUAACUAUGAAUUUUAUGUUUUGAUGUAGGUAGGAAAGGAAAACUCAGAUAAUAUAAUGUUUGAAAGAUUACGUGAUGAUUUAAGCAUUAUCAGCGAAAAAUCUCCCUCUUAAAUUUGGAAUGUCUCCUUUGCACAUAUACUCGGAUUAUACCCUUCUCUAGAAAAUUUCAUGAAUGAAAGGGCAUCUUUUUUGGCCUUUUCUGCAAAAAAACAUUGCAUAUCUGAAUACGCCGUGUUUUAAUCCUUACCAGGAAAGAAGGUUUGCUGUUUUGGUAUCUUCACUUCUUUCAAGCCAGACGAAGGAUGAAGUCACGCAUGGUAAGUCCCAAGUGUCUUCCAGCUUUUUACAGUUUAUUUUGUGUAUCACCCUUAAAAAAAAUCAGAUGAUACUACUUCAGAAAAUCGCCUCAAGCUUUGGUUCUAAAGACUUUGUUUCCAUAUUAUCCAAUUUUACGUUCGAUGGAUCAAAUAUUCUAGUCCUAGAAGUUCCAUCUUUCAAACGUGCCUGUGCUGAUAAGAGUUCAUUCUGUAAAAAAUCAAUGAGUGCAGGUGCUAUUCAAAGGCUUUCUCAGGCUGGAUUACUUGUCCCUGAUGCAGUUGUUAAGGCCAAUGAAACAACCCUCUCAAACAUCAUCUACCCAGUACAUUUACCAUCACUCAUAAUCUCCAGAGUUUAUUUUAUUUUCCAAAUGGAUAGUUUUUUACUUCUUUAUAUUUCAGCGCAGAAAAGCUAACUUUAUCUCCAAAUGUCAAGCCUCUGAAGUUCUUUCUUUUUGAUAUCUGGCUCUCGUCAAUAUAUGUUUUUGUUCGUUCUGGACAUCCACAGAGACUUUGCAAAACUUUUUUUCAUCUGAUUAUUGAUUUACAAGUGAAAUCAUCCCAAUAUGGCUCAGAAUACUGUGUACCACUAUCAUACACUGACCUACAUCUCAAUGGGUUCCUAGUUAAAUCUUGGCUAAAUUUUCUUGAGUAAUUGCUGUCACGAUUAUUUAGAUUUAGCUCACAACUUCUUUACUCUCCUCUCGAUUAGGUUGGAUUUUACUCGAGAAAGGCCCAAUACCUGAAGAAGGUUGCUGAAAUAUGCCUUGAAAAGUAUGAAGGUGAUAUUCCCGGUUCUUUGGAGGGGCUGCUCUCUCUUCCAGGGAUAGGUCCUAAGAUGGCACAUCUGGUAAUACUACCUUGAUUACUUCGCCAUCAUUUGUGGACGGGUUUUUAAGUUAAUUGCACUGAAUUUUCAGUGAAUUAUGCUUGUACAGGUUAUGAAUGUUGGAUGGAACGAUGUUCAAGGAAUAUGUGUGGACACUCAUGUGCAUCGGAUAUGUAACCGCCUUGGAUGGGUUUCAAAGCCAGGCUCAAACCGGGUACAUUGUGGCUCAUUCAUUAAUUUCGGAUAAACUCCUGUGUCUGAUGCUCACUGCUGUUAUUUUUUUCUCAUAUUUGCUAGAAAACAUCUACCCCUGAGGAAACGAGGGUUUCUUUGCAGACAUGGCUACCGAAGGAUGAAUGGGUUGCGAUUAACCCUUUGCUGGUACACAUUCUUUUCCUUUGAAAGUAACCCUGCGUCUUAUGAUAAGAUCAUUCGCUUUCCUUUCUGGAGAUGUUAUUAUUAUCUAUACUAAAAUCUUUUUUUUCUACUCCAUCUACAGGUUGGGUUUGGGCAGACGAUUUGCACUCCUCUCAGGCCACACUGUGAAGACUGCAGAGUAAGUAAUUGCUGCCCGUCAGCCUUCAAAGAGACGGCAGUGUCCACCUCCAAAACAAAGAAAUCAAUUCCCAUGAAAGGCUCUUGA
This is a messenger RNA of Spirodela intermedia, 3267 nucleotides long. The record is from the annotation of a GenBank genome assembly. Lineage: Eukaryota; Viridiplantae; Streptophyta; Magnoliopsida; Alismatales; Araceae.